Messenger RNA from Pecten maximus, 3193 nucleotides. RefSeq names its product platelet glycoprotein Ib alpha chain-like. Lineage: Eukaryota; Metazoa; Mollusca; Bivalvia; Pectinida; Pectinidae. The record is from RefSeq and is a predicted model, not a curated record. Bases 84 to 881 code for a protein of 265 amino acids. The transcript has 4 exons.
CUUCCUGUUAGACGAUACAGGGAAGUUACUUAGUGUUACAGGAACCAAGACACAGAGGAGUGCACCACAUCUUAGCGACCGGUAUGGAUGUUGUAUGCUUCUCCUUUGACUGUAACAUUUACGACGAUGGCAGUUCAAACUGUACCACCAUUGAUCCAAGGUACACCAAAACAACGACAUAUAAACCUACAUUUAAACCUUCAGUACCUUCAAUAGGCCCUACCACAACAAAAGCACGUCCUACUAAGCAGAUUACUACUCCAAAGACUACAGCGAAACCGACCACGGCAAAACCAUCUCCUACUGAACCGAUCACAACUCCAAAACCAACUACGGUCCCGCCAUCUCCAUCGAAGUCUUCAGUAGCAACUACACCCAAAACCUACCAAACAACUGUUACUUUGCCCCGGGUAGUAACGUCUGAUGUCAUCUACACCACUACCAACAUCAGGACGUCAUCUCUUCCAAUGGGACAUAAAGUGACGUCACCAGGAACACCUGCUGUUGGACCUUCCGUCUAUAUACCGUGUUCAGUUGUGGGUUUUGUUGUAGUAGUGGUCCUGCUCGCCAGUAUUGCUAUUGUACGUCGCUAUAGAAACCGAAAGCGAAGUUUGGAGGACGGACAACUUUUAGAUGCUGAUACCAUAUGCGACCUUCAAUUGGAAUAUCCUCAGUCCAUUUUUAAUGAAGAGCGGCAGUAUGUACAGCCUACUGCCUUAUCAUCAAACGACAACCCUGUGUUAUCAGACGCCCCCCUAGAUGAUGAUAUCGACGACACAGUCGAAAGAGCAGCACCAGUUUAUAGGGACAACAUUAUGUUUGAAAGAACAACUUUCGGCACACAGAGAGAACGGGAUACCAACAAGGACAAAGUUGUUUAAAUAUCCAGUGUUCAUUCAGUACUAUGGUGCAGAAUUAAGCGUUGAAGUAUUCAAAUUUCAUUCGGUUUAAAAACAAUAAGUAUAAGAUCAGAUAAAAAAAAAACCAACGUAACUGUAUUACAAUGUCUGUUGACCACUCUUAUUACGGCCUAAACGACUUGAGGUAAUGAGACAUGUUAAGUUUCUAUAACAAUAUCGUUCAUACAUUCCUAUCUGUAUCCUUUUUUGUAAGUUUAAAGGAAUUUUCAUUAUGCGAAAAAAAAGACCAAAAAAAAUCAAGAAGAAAGACAAAAACAAAAACAAAACAAAAACACAUUCAACAAAUGCAGCGAGAAAUGAGAAAUGAGAAACUGUAAUUCUUACUCAAAAUUGAAAAAAAAACCGAGGACAUAAUAUGAACAAAAAUCAGUUUUGCAUGGAGACCGUGUGUUCCCGUAGGUCACACUUCUUCUGCUUCAUCUACGACACCCGCCACACAAAUGCAGAUCAGAUAUACGACACCCGCCAUACAAAUGUAGGUCAGAUCUACGACACCCGCCAUACAAAUGUAGGUCAGAUCUACGACACCCGCAACACAAAUGUAGAUCAGAUCUACGACACUCACCACACAAAUGUAGGUCAGAUCUACGACACCCGCCACACAAAUGUAGGUCAGAUCUACGACACCCGCCACACAAAUGUAGGUCAGAUCUACGACACCCGCCACACCAAUGUACAUCAGAUCUACGACACCCCCACACAAAUGUAGGUCAGAUCUACGAUACCCGCCACACAAAUGUACAUCAGAUCUACGACACCCGCCACACACAUGUGGGUCAGAUCUACGGCACCUGCCACACAAAUGUAGGUCAGAUCUACGACACUCGCCACACAAAUGUAGGUCAAGUAUAUAACACCCGCCACACAAAUGUAGGUCAGAUCUACGAUACCCGCCACACCAAUGUAGGUCAAAUCUACGACACCCGCCACACAAAUGUAGGUCAGAUCUACGACACCCGCCAAACAAAUGUAGGUCAAAUCUACGACACCCGCGACACAAAUGUAGGGCAGAUCUACGACACCCGCCACACAAAUGUAGGUCAGAUCUACAACACCCGCCACACAAUUAAAGGUCAGAUCUACGACACCCGCCACACAAAUGUAGGUCAGAUCUACGAUACCCGCCACACAAAUGUAGAUCAGAUAUACGGCACCCGCCACACAAAUGUAGGUCAAAUCGACGACACCUACCACACAAAUUUAUGUUAGGACACCCAGCACACAAAUUUAAGUGAAAUCAACGACACCCGCCAUUCAAAUUAAGGUCAAAUCGACGACUCCACAUACAAAUGAAUUUCAAAUCAACGACACCCGCCAUACAAAUGUAUGUCACAUCCGGGUUUAAGCCGCUUUCUCAAAAUGAGAAUAAUGGUUAUAAAAACUAAACCACAAAUCACCAAGCAUCAAACACGUCUGAUCUCAUAUCAUACCAGCUACUGAUACGACAACAAACAUAGAUGUUGAGGAAUAUCUUGGGUGGUUUUCGCAAUUGAGUACGUUACAACGCCAAAAGGCCUGUAAGGAUUACGUUACUGGCGAGUUUUACGCCAUUGAGGAAGUUAUAACGUCACAAGGACUGUCAUGAUUAUAGCUACUAAUCUUAAGAUUGUAAUGUGUUAUAAAAUACAUAUAUAAUGUCUCUUGCUAUAGACAAUGGUUAAGUAAUAUAUUUUAUCUAGCGCCUCGUACUUUAUAAUAUCACCCAUACUGAUAAAAGGAGAAAAAGAUAUAUAGUCAGGAUUGCGAUAUAGAAAAAAAAUAUUAUCAAGGAAUCUUCAUCAAUUGCGUUACUAUGUUACAGACUGAUAAUAGCAUGGCCGAUACUGGUACGAAAUAAGAAGUUCGAUACCUGUACUCAGCAUUCACGCCUCCUGUGGCACUAAAUGAUAAAUUCCUGUCAUUUAUAACGACCGUAAAUAUCAUAGCAACGCACACAAAUUCAUGUAUUUAUAUAUAUAUAUAUGAUUUAUUUAAUUAUGAUUAAACUGAUACAGAUGUUCCGAGAUCGUAACACUUUGCAACCCGUUUGAGAGUGGUCUGUCUUUGCCAGCAUGACUAGAAUUAUGAUGGUAUAACGAAAAUGUCGUUUAUUAUCUCUACAAUUGCAAUGCUUCCUAGCUAGCUUGGAAAUAGUUAUCUUAUAUUUGUAUUACUAUACUUAUAUAUAUCUUUGAUUUCUUAUUCGUAAACGUAUAUUUUGGUAUAUAUUUACAUAAGAGAUGAAUGUCUUAUACAUGGCAUUUUGGAUUAAAACUGUCAUAUUUCUACAACAA